Messenger RNA from Quercus lobata, 2809 nucleotides. Its product is annotated as serine/threonine-protein kinase-like protein CCR2. Bases 356 to 2677 code for a protein of 773 amino acids. The transcript has a single exon. Gene Ontology annotation, biological process: protein phosphorylation. NCBI's taxonomy places the organism in Eukaryota, Viridiplantae, Streptophyta, Magnoliopsida, Fagales, Fagaceae. The record is from RefSeq and is a predicted model, not a curated record. Gene Ontology annotation, molecular function: protein kinase activity; ATP binding; protein binding.
GAACAGAAACAAAUCAACAAUAGAGCCGUGUGCACGGGAAACUCCAUUGAACAAGGAGAGUAUCCAUGUCAGCGAGCCAGCCUGUAGUGUUGAUUUAAAUUACAGUUGCCUACAGAAAAUGAAUAUGGUAAUGAACUUCUUUAAAUCAAGAAACUGACUUCAUAAACUGUCUGACCUCUCACACUUAUGAAACUGUAAAAUAAAAACAUGCCUAAACACUCCCACGGGACCCACAUUAUUCACAACAAAGCUCAAACUACUCCAUCACCAUUGACCAUACCACAAAAACCAUCACCUACUUCCAAUCUGUGUUAACAUAAACACUAAAUAGCUACAACCCACUUCCCAACAGACCAUGCCAAUCCAUAUUUGUCUCUCUGGUUCACCAAUUUGGCUCCUCCUCUUGCUCCUUCUUCCGUCAAUGCCAUUCACUGCUUCCGGGUAUGGCUCACCAGGCCCAGUUGCAGCUGCAUUUGGUGAUAUUAACGGGUUCUUCUGCGCCAUUGAUGCUGGUGGCAAUCAAGAAAUCAUAUGCUGGGAUAAAAGCAACAAGUCCUCAUCAAGUUCAACAUCGUUAUAUUCCACUUCUCUGCCACCAAUGGCUACUCUCUCUGGGGGCGAGGGCUUUAUAUGUGGGAUUACAUCCAAUACUUCCAAGGCUUAUUGUUGGAACUUGUUGAGUUCAAGUAAUAAUCUUCUCCCUCAAAGCUUCCAAUACAUAACUUAUUCACAAAUUGCAGCUGGCAAAAACCAUGUCUGUGCUAUUAGAGGGUCUUACUAUUCUAGUAUUGAUUUUGGUACUGUUGAUUGUUGGGAGUUUCAUAACGAUAGUUUAGCUAAUGAUGGUUUUGUUUAUAAUUAUAACUCCUCGUUUCUUGAUCCUCACAUUAGUGGUCUUGUAAUGAGGUACAUUGUCUCUGGGGAGGGGUUUAGUUGUGGUUUGAUUAGAGAAGGUGGUGGUGUUGUUUGUUGGGGACCCAAUUCGAUUAAAUUGGGAAUACCUUCAAUUUCCAAGGAUUUUGAUGUAUUAGCAUCAGGGAGAGGUUCUGUUUGUGGGAUUUCUAAUGUGUCUAAGGAAGUAGAAUGCUGGGGUGAGGCCAAUGAUUUUGGCACCCCACCAAUUGGAACUAGUUUUGUGGGCUUAUCUGCUGGUGCUCAACAUUAUUGUGGGGUUCAUAAGGAUGAUCAUGGGGUUGAAUGUUGGGGAAGAUUGAAUUCAUGUUCGGUUCCAAAGAAUUCGGGGUUUAUGUCAAUUGCUUCAUCAGACUAUACUAUUUGUGGUGUUAGAGAGGUUGACUUGGUUCUUGAUUGCUGGAGUGUUCAAGGGCAAUUGCCACUGGCAUAUAGCCCGCCUUUGCAAUUGUGUAGUCCGGGUGUGUGUUCACUAGGCUUGUGUGGUGCUGGUAAGUUUUCAUUCAAUGCAAGUGCCCUCAACGAGCCAGAUUUGAUCAGUUUAUGUGUAAGGAAGGACUUGAAAAUUUGCCUGCCUUGUGGGACAAAUUGUUCUCAAGGUUAUUUUUCUUCUAGUGUGUGUAGUGACACUGCUGAUAGAAUUUGCACUGCGUGUUCCCUAUGCCAAAAUAGAACUUGUUGGGAUAUUUGUGGGCUUCCUCCGCCAUCAGGAGUUCAAGAGCAAGAGCGGCAAGAGAUGAACAAAUUAGUCAUCAUCAUUGGAUGUUUGGUGUCAGGUACUUUACUAGUCUUAUUUGGGUGGUGUCUUAUUCCCCGGAUGAUCAAAACUAAGGAUGAGGAAAGGGGUAAAUUCAAGUGCACAUUUUGUGUAGGCAAGCCAGUUGUGGAAGCUGAUCCUGACCUCAGUCUACAAUUGUCUCAUUCGAUAAGCACGUGUGUUGGAUUAGCCCAAGUAUUCCGGCUUUCAGAACUAAAGGAUGCCACACAUGGGUUCAAGGAAUUUAAUGAACUUGGCCGAGGAAGCUUUGGCUUUGUCUACAAAGCUGUUUUGUCAGAUGGUAGUCAAGUAGCAGUUAAGAGGGCUAAUGCUGCCACUAUAAUUCACACCAAUAGCCGUGAUUUUGAAGCAGAACUAGAGAUUCUUAGCAACAUUAGGCAUAGUAAUAUUGUGAACUUGAUAGGUUAUUGUGCAGAAAUGGGAGAGAGGUUGUUGGUUUAUGAGUUCAUGCCCCAUGGCACACUCCAUGACCAUCUUCAUGGGGAGCUCUCACCUUUAGAUUGGAACCUAAGGUUGAGGAUCUCAUUACAGGCUGCAAGAGGACUUGAGUACCUACAUAAAGAAGUCACACCCCCAAUUGUUCAUCACGACGUUAAAACUUCAAACAUUCUGCUAGACCCUGGAUGGGGGGCAAGAAUUGCAGAUUUUGGGAUACUAAGUGCUAGUGAUAGAGAUUUAAAUGGAGAUAUGGAGAGUGAUGUUUAUAAUUUUGGGAUUGUUCUACUAGAGAUUUUAAGUGGAAGGAAAGCAUAUGACAGGGAUUGCUCACCUCCAUGCAUUGUUCAGUGGGCAUUGCCACUAAUAAGACUUGGCAAGGCAGCUUCCAUUAUUGAUAGAAGUGUGGCUCUACUAAGAGAUGUGGAACCAUUGCUCAAACUAGCUGAUGUAGCUGAGCUUGCUUUGAGAGAAAAUCCCACUGAGCGUCCUACCAUGCCUAAACUGGUAAGUUUGUUGGAUCAAAUACUAAAGAGUGGAUUGACCUUAUAAUUACACUUGAUUGAUGGAAAUCUAAGAAUUUGCUUAAGCUAAUUUAAGAGCCUUUCAAUUGUAAUCUACACGAGUUUUAGUAUGUUGUACAUUCCAUUGUUUUGGAUUCUUUUUCUCCAUAAGAGAAGGAGA